Messenger RNA from Punica granatum (pomegranate), 4739 nucleotides. Lineage: Eukaryota; Viridiplantae; Streptophyta; Magnoliopsida; Myrtales; Lythraceae. The record is from RefSeq and is a predicted model, not a curated record.
AAAAAGAAAAAGCAUUUUCCAUUCGCUUCUUCCAUCUCUCUCUCUCUCUCUCUCUCUCUCUAUCACACUCUCUGGGAAUCGGAUCCAAAGGAGCGGAGGCCAACCAGAAUUAACUGAAAACCCUAACCCUAGCCGCGACUUAUCCGUUUCUCCGUCCCCUCUCUCUCCUCCUCUAUCACUCUCAGCGGGUGUCGCACGUGAAGACUGAACCUCUGACAACCCCAAUUAGGGUUAGGGCUCGGGGCUAGGGUUUCUUGUUUGUAGCAGGUCCGGUUGAAUUCGGGGUUGGGAGGAGCUAGGGGCUGAGGUUGGAGCUCCCUGUCAUGGAAUGCGUCGUGGCUGAUGGCCGUGGCUGCUGUGGGCUAUGAGCGGGGGCCGAUGUCAGCUUCAGAGGGAGGAGAUGACGACGGGCGCCGGAGCGGAGGGCGGUCGUGGCGCCGAAGAAGUAACUUUCCCCAUUUCUAGACGUUCCCAAAUGCCGGAGGUGUCCACUUCGGAGCUUGGGUUUAAUUCCGAUUUCUUCUCUCGGGCUCGCAAGGCCCUGUCGGAGCGCUCACCUUUUGAUAUCCCGGAGGAUGCUUCAGCUCCCUUGACCGCGGUGCCUACCCUCCCCGGUGAAUUGGCUGCUCUGCUGAAGCAUUCUGAUAGUAGAAAAAGGAAUAAGAAGUCACACUCGGGUGGGGACAAUAAGAAGAAGAAGAAGAAGUCUGCUAAACCUGGGGAACGGCCUCGGGGCCGUGACAUAUGGAGUGAAACCGAGGAUUACUUUAGGGACCUAAAGUUGCCCGAUAUCGAUAAUCUGUCUGACGUAGCUUCAGGUAGUUCGUUAGCUGCGACAAAGUGUCUUGCGCUUCAACAUUAUGAGAGCAAUAAUAAUAGGGAUAAUGCAGAGGGCCCUGAUAGCGGCAAUUGCGAUGGAGCUGUACAUAGAGAAGAUAAGGAAGCUAUGGAAUUAGAUGAUGUAGAGGACGAACAGGCCUGUUCUGUUUCGGGGUCUUGUAGUAGUAGUUUAGAGUGGCUUUUAGGUUGCAGGGAUAAGAUUUAUUUGACCACUGAGCGGCCGUCCAAAAAACGGAAGCUUCUAGGCAGUGAUGCUGGCCUGGAAAAGGUUUUUGUUGCUCACCCUUGUGGAGACGACUCCACCAUAUGUGAUUUUUGCUGCUUGGGUGCUAGUGGCACGGAUUCAAAUCCAUUGGUAGUCUGCAGUUCUUGUAGGGUCACCGUCCAUAGGAAGUGUUAUGGAGUAGUAGAGGAAGCCGGUGGGUCUUGGCUGUGUUCAUGGUGCAAGCAGAAAGAAAGCCGAAGUCGGUCGGAUUAUUCCUGCGUUCUCUGUCCCAAGCAGGAAGGUGCCUUGAAGCCUGUUCAGACUAGCGGGCUGGUAGAAUUUGCGCACUUGUUCUGUUCCCAAUGGAUGCCUGAGGUUUACAUACAGGACCUGACAAGGAUGGAGCCAAUUCUCAAUGUUGAAAGAAUUGCAGAAACUCGGAGGAAGUUAGUCUGUAACGUGUGCAAAAUCAAGUGUGGUGUCUGCGUACGGUGCAGUCAUGGAACUUGCAGAACUUCUUUUCAUCCUAUUUGUGCCAGGGAAGCUAGACAUAGAAUGGAAAUAUGGGGGAAAUUUGGUGAUGAUAAUGUUGAGCUGCGGGCAUUUUGUUCUAAACAUUCAGAAGUUCAGCCUGGUGGUAUUGUGUUACAGUCAGAAGGUACUUCGAUGACUGCUGCUGAUGACUCUUAUACUGGUUGUUCUUCUCCCGGGACUUUGCCCGUGAAAGAGUCACAGAAUUCAAAAGUUAGCUGCAGAAAUGGAGAUGAAGCAGUGAUGCAACUGGAAGAGCCAGAUAGCUCUGAGGUAUCAGACUGUAGCGAAUUGCAGGAGGUGUCACUAAAUGAUACAAAAAUUAGUUCUGAACAUAAUUCAGGAACUGAUGCCUGUCAGCUCAACUUUCUGGAUAAGGUUGAGACAAAUUAUGGGGAAGAAGCCAAGGAGAUUGAUCCCCUCAAUCUUUUGCUGGUGUUAAAAAAGUUAAUUGAUGGAGGAAAAGUUAGCGUGAAAGAUGUGGCAUCAGAUAUUGGGGUCUCACCUGAUUCAUUAGCUGCCAAACUUGCAGGUGAUAGCUUGCUACCUGAUCUGCGAUGCAAACUAGUCAAGUGGCUUAAGAGUCAUGCUUAUUUGGGUACUGUGGAGAAAGAUCCGAAACUAAAGAUACGACGAGCUGUUUCCACUAAGGCUCGUGAUGGAGUAACUGAUGACUCUGAUUCUGUUGCAGUAUCAGUGUCUGAUGUUUCUCAUCCUGUUGCUGUUAAAUCAGUACCACCGCGAAGAAGAACCAAAAGCAACAUAAGGGUAUUAAAGGAUAGCAAUUUGCUCUGCUCUUCUGAUAAUACUUCAGCAGUGGACAACAUGAGUCAUGUUGAACUAUCAAAAAAAAACAUAAGUCAUGUUGUCCUUGAAGAAGCAGAUGAAUCCUUGUCGUUAGCUGAUGUCCUUGACAAGCAGAAGAGUGAAGCUGAUAGCUUUGAGGAUUCUUUGCCUAGGGACUCAAAAGCUUAUGACGGUUCUAAUGAAGGAGAAACAUCUCAUGGGGUUAUUUCUGCCAAUGCCUUUGAUAGCUCUAAUACUCAGCAUCAGCAAUUGAAGAGCAAUAGCGCAAACCGUGAAACUGCUGGAGCGAAUAUAGACCAGUUGGCUGAGGCCAGAAAAAUGGGACUGUUGGAGUUGUCUCCGGAUGAUGAAGUGGAAGGAGAAAUUUUCUAUUUCCAGUAUCGGUUGCUUCACAAUGUUAGGUCAAGAAAGCCGAUAAGUGAUAACUUGAUAAGAAGUAUUGAGAAAUCUCUGCCACAGGAGAUAGAUGCAGCACACAGCCAAAAAUGGGAUGCUGUCCUCUUAAAUCGAUAUCUUUAUGAGCGUAGAGAGGCAAAGAAGCAGGGGAGGAAGGAGAAAAAGCACAAGGAAGCUCAGGCUGUCCUUGCUGCUGCAACUGCUGCAGCUGCGGCUUCAUCUAGAUCUUCUUCGUUUAGGAAAGACCCUCUUGAUGAUUCAGCAAAUCAGGAGAAGUUCUUGAAUGUGAAUAUCACGAACGGGAGGGCUGGACCACGAGCAAGUGAAACUGUAUCAAGAGUGGGUAUGCUGAGAGAUUCAGCAGAUAGACACGUUGAUUUUGGCAAGGAAUAUACGAAGUUGUGCGAUAUCUGCAGUCGGGCUGAGAAGAUCAUGAACCCCAUCUUAGUUUGCUCAAGUUGCAAGGUGGCAGUACACUUGGACUGCUAUCGCAAUGUUCGAGAAUCCACCGGACCUUGGUAUUGUGAAUUAUGUGAAGAUUUGAAAUGUUCUGGAGCACGUGAUGUCGAAUUUUGGGAGAAAUUCGGUUCUGUUUCAGAAUGUGCUUUAUGCGGUGGCACCACUGGUGCUUUUAGGAAAUCCACUAGUGGUCAAUGGGUCCAUGCCUUCUGUGCUGAGUGGGUCUUUGAAGGCACAUUUAGAAGGGGACAAGUAAAUCCUGUUGUGGGGAUGGACACUAUCUCGAAAGAAUUGGAUGAGUGCGUCAUCUGCCACCACAAAUACGGUGUCUGCAUAAAGUGCAACUAUGGUCACUGUCAGAGCACAUUUCAUCCGUCGUGUGCUAGAGGUAGUGGCUUAUUCAUGAUUGUGAAGUCUGUGGGUGGCAAGUUGCUACACAAGGCUUACUGCAUGAAGCAUAGUUCAGAGCAGAAGGCAAAGGUCGAAUCACAAAGAUAUGGGGCUGAGGAGUUAAAGAGCAUCAAGCAGAUCAGGGUCGAACUGGAGAGGUUACGCCUUCUCUGCGAGCGAAUUGUGAAACGGGAGAAAGUGAAGAGGGAAAUUGUUCUCUGCACGCAAGAGAUACUCUCUCUGAAAAGGAACACAGCUGCUCGUUUGGCGCUUGCACAAAGUCCUUUCUUCCAUCCCUCUGCUGAUGUGAGUUCGGAUUCUGCCACCACCACAUCCAUCAACAACCGAUCAGGCAGUGAAGCUACGGCUGUCCAAAAGUCGGAUGACAUGACUGUGGAUAGCUCAGUUGCUGGUAAGAGGCGUCCCAGAGUCACUUUCUCUCUUGGGAGUAGUGGCACCGACCACAGGACAGAUGAUGGCUCCACAUCUCAUCAGAAAAACUUGAUCCGUAAACCGAGUGGCAAGGCUCCACUUCCAGGGAAGACGAUCCCCAAGAGGCCACCACCUCCUGUUGCAUCCCGCAAUCUCUCCGAUGAUGGAGAAAUAAGGCUGCAGCAGUAUAAGAAGCGGACGGAAACAUUGGAGAAGGAGCUUGUGAUGACAUCUGAUCAGGCAGAUCUGAAGAACAAGCUGUUACCUAAAGGCUAUGCUUACGUUCCUUCUGACAGCAUCCCUCCCAAGGACAAGUGGACUAACCGUGAUUCAUGCCCCGGCGAGCCAUUAGAAGAUGGUGGGUAAAAAGGACUUGGGCCCAGAGGCAAUUUCUCGGGUUUUAUACAACUUUCUCCCUCAUGGCCUGAAGAAUGAGUAAGACAUUCAUCUCAGGUAAAUUGCACCGAAGAGAUGGCAAUUAACUGCGACUGUGUGCUAAGGCCGGGAUCCCCAGUCCCUAAUUGCCCCGACCAGAUGAGGGCAUUUAAUCAAUCGAGGCCAUUGUUGUACAUUCAUUUGUUUGUAUACAAGGAAUUGGAGAAAUGUGUCUGCAGUUUGUAAAGGUGGUGUACAUAUAUUUUCUCAGUAAUCAUCAAUAGAAAUAGGAUUUUGAUGUGGA